Messenger RNA from Rhagoletis pomonella (apple maggot), 1618 nucleotides. RefSeq names its product zinc carboxypeptidase-like. Gene Ontology annotation, molecular function: metallocarboxypeptidase activity; zinc ion binding. Gene Ontology annotation, biological process: proteolysis. NCBI's taxonomy places the organism in Eukaryota, Metazoa, Arthropoda, Insecta, Diptera, Tephritidae. Bases 349 to 1416 code for a protein of 355 amino acids. The record is from RefSeq and is a predicted model, not a curated record. The transcript is spliced from 4 exons.
AUUGAAAUCCUCACAAUAACCUUUACAUGAGCAGUAGCCGUAAUUAAAUUUUGCCAAUACCAUCAAUUGAUAUCGUGUGCACAAACACUCCAAACUCCAUCGAUUUCUCUCCCCAUUUUGAGCAUUUAGUUAAUACAUAUUCCUUUGCGGUACAGUGGUCUUGUGUAUGAAAGCAUUGAAAUUAAUGGUUUCAAUGUAUUUUCCGUUAUAUCAAUGAGCGAGUUUGGGACCUUAACUUUUCGUGGUUUAUCAGAGUAACCGCUUUUGUAUAGCAAUUUCCUGUCACUGAUAAUCAACUAUAAAUUCCAGUUUAAUUUAUGGCACAGCAGCAAUAAAGAGGUGCAUAUUAUGGUCAGUCCACAAAAACUCAUACAUCUACAGAACUAUACGCGCGCCUAUAGCCUGCCUUUGGAAGUUAUGGUCUCCAAUGUGCAGAGUCUUAUCGAUGGUGAGCAACCCGCAAAAUCUACAGACGAUAGCAGCUUUGGCUGGACACGCUAUUAUCCCUUAUCAGCAAUUGAAGUAUUCCUAGACGAAAUACUGGCGAAAUACACCGCAGUUGCGAGUGAAAUAAAUAUUGGCACAUCCUAUGAAGGACGCAAGAUACGCGGCAUUAAGAUCUCUUACAAGGUGGGUAAUCCUGGCGUCUUUAUCGAAGCCAACAUACAUGCGCGCGAAUGGAUCACCUCAGCGACAGCUACUUGGUUAAUCAAUGAAUUGCUGUCUUCUACCGACGAGGAUGUGCGUAGUUUAGCUGAGAAUCAUGAUUGGUAUAUAGUGCCAGUCUUAAAUGUGGAUGGUUUUGCGUACACACACGAAACGAAUCGCAUGUGGCGUAAGACACGCCAACCAGUGGAGGGCUCAGCGUGUAUAGGUGCUGAUCUGAAUCGUAACUAUAAUUCUCAUUGGAUGGAAAGCAACGGUGCUUCCUCGAAUCCUUGCGAUGAGACCUAUGGCGGUCCGCAGCCUUUUUCCGAACCCGAGGUUAAGGCGCUCGCCGAUUAUGUUACUAGCAUUAAGGAACGUCUAGAUAUUAUGCUCGCCUUUCAUUCGUAUAGUCAAGUGCUACUCUCUCCUUAUGGCUGGACAAGUGAGCUUCCUGAAAAUCAUAAUGAUUUGACAGAAGUGGCAAAAGCUUACUCAGAUGCGGUCAAGGAGUUACCCUAUGACACGGUUUAUACUUACGGUUCUACAGCGAAUGAAAUGUACUUCGCUUCUGGCGCCACCAACGAUUGGGCUUACAGUGAACAGGAUAUCAAGCUCUCGUACACAAUCGAAUUUCGUGACACUGGGCGUUUUGGUUUCAUUCUUCCGCCAGUCCAAAUAAUACCUCACUGUGAAGAUACACUUGCUGGCUUGUUGGCACUGGUGAAGAAGGCCGAUGAGCUGGGUUAUCUUCAAACUAAAUACGUAUAAUGAAGUUUAUUUUAUGAAGUUACAUAGCCAUUAGUGAGUUGGGCAUGUCUGCACUACAAAUUUCAAAUCAAAUAAAAAAUAUUAAUUUAAAUAUGUAAAGCUGUUGUUUUAUUUUAUUUUGUUAGCUUUCGACUUCUCUACAUACAUUGAUAUAUAGUACAUACAUCUAUGAAUACGGUGGUCCUUAAAAAUAUCAACAUCU